UGGGCUGGGCUGGGGGCGUCGUGCACUGCGAUGGUGGCACUGCGACGUAGGGCUCGUAACCGUUUUAAAUAGUUUUCAGACCCGGCUGUGGCUAAGCCUGGCUAAUGCUGCUUGUGUCCACGGGCUCUUGUAGGCACCGUGCUGAGAGUAAGGGUUAGAUAUGAGUGUUUUGUGGGGGAGCCCUGUCUAGACUGGAAUACAGAACCAGGCCAGUUGCAAGCCCCUAAGUCAGCUUUUGAGCCUUACUCUGCAUAAACACUCUUCAGCACCGGUUGUCAACAUGGCUACGGACUCAGAUGUGCUGCAUUUCCAGUUUGAACAGCAAGGGGAUGCUGUGUUGCAAAAGAUGAACCUCUUGAGACAGCAGAAUUUAUUUUGUGAUGUAUCAAUCUAUAUCAAUGACACUGAGUUUCAUGGACACAAAGUGAUUUUUGCUGCCUGCUCCACAUUUAUGAGGGAUCAGUUUUUGCUCAGUCAGUCGAAACAGAUGCGAAUCACCAUAUUGCAGAGUGCUGAGGUUGGCAGAAAGUUACUAUUGUCUUGUUAUACUGGUGCUCUCGAAGUUAAAAAGAAGGAGCUUUUGAAAUAUCUCAUUGCUGCAAGUUACCUUCAGAUGGUCCACAUUGUAGAGAAAUGUACCGAAGCAUUGUCUAAAUAUCUGGAAAUUGAUGCUUCUAUGGAGAACAGUAAUCAGAACACAGAGAAAUGUCAUUCCUCAGACACUGAGCUGAGAAAUAAAGAUGACAAUUUGGAUAAAGACUGUGAAAUAAUUGAAAUUUCUGAAGAUAGCCCUGUUAAUAUAGAAUAUAAUGUAAAACGGGAGCAAGGGGAUGUCUUACAACCUGCAAUGCAAAGUUUAAUAUCGGAAAGAAAGGACAUGAAAACUCCAGAGAUUUCCACAGUUGAAAUAGGAUAUAAAGAUGAUGAAAUUUGUAUCUUCAGAAUGGAUUCCAUGAGCACAGCCAAUGUGGAAAAUGAUCAUUUUCCACAGCCUUGCACUUCCUCUAAAACAAGUUUAUAUUUUCCAGAAACACAACAUUCACUGAUAAAUUCUACUGUUGAGAGUAGAAUUACAGAAGUGCCUGGGAAUCAUUUUCAGGGCUUUGUCAGUGACAAUACAGAAGGAACCUCGACUGUAGUGAGUGGGUUUCAGAGUCUGGAGGAUUCUGGUUAUUCAUGGCGGCACCAGUGUCCUAAAUGUCCCCGAGGAUUUGUCCACCUUGAAAACUAUCUGAGACACCUAAAAAUGCACAAACUUUUCUUAUGCUUACAGUGUGGGAAAACAUUUACACAAAAGAAGAAUCUCAAUAGGCAUAUCCGAGGGCACAUGGGCAUCCGCCCAUUCCAAUGCAUGGUUUGUCUGAAGACGUUUACUGCUAAAAGCACGCUUCAGGACCACUUGAAUAUUCACAGUGGGGACAGACCUUACAAAUGCCAUUGUUGUGACAUGGACUUUAAACACAAAUCUGCCCUAAAAAAGCACUUGACUUCAGUUCACGGAAGGAAUGGUGGUGACAAACCAAACCUUGACACAAUUACACAAAUCAAAAUAGAUUAUGAUUAGUGGAUCUCUGGAUAGAUGUAAAGACGUGCUGUAUUUAAAAUCCUGUUGUGGUGAAAUGCCAGGUGUUCACCAAAUCUUUAUGUAAGGGAGACAAGUGCAAAUAAAUAUCUAAUUUUGCUUACUGUAUUGAAACCUAGUAUUGGUGCAAUUGUUUAGAUAGUGUUUGCUAGUUGAAGGUAAAUGGCAAAAUAUCGGAACAAAAUUUGUGCUCCUUUACAGGUACGCA
Messenger RNA from Trachemys scripta elegans, 1790 nucleotides. It is a transcript of the gene ZBTB6, whose product is annotated as zinc finger and BTB domain containing 6. The record is from RefSeq and is a predicted model, not a curated record. The coding region runs from base 281 to 1564 and encodes 427 amino acids. NCBI's taxonomy places the organism in Eukaryota, Metazoa, Chordata, Testudines, Emydidae. Gene Ontology annotation, biological process: regulation of transcription by RNA polymerase II. The transcript is spliced from 2 exons. Gene Ontology annotation, molecular function: RNA polymerase II cis-regulatory region sequence-specific DNA binding; DNA-binding transcription factor activity, RNA polymerase II-specific; protein binding.